Molecule: messenger RNA, 663 nt
Organism: Vicugna pacos (alpaca)
Lineage: Eukaryota; Metazoa; Chordata; Mammalia; Artiodactyla; Camelidae
Gene: TSHB
Product: thyroid stimulating hormone subunit beta
Biological process (GO): G protein-coupled receptor signaling pathway
Cellular component (GO): extracellular region; cytoplasm
Molecular function (GO): hormone activity
Source: RefSeq, a predicted model, not a curated record
UGAGAAUAUUUACUAUGUAAAAACAUCUAAUAUAGGGCCUAGGACAAAGUAGGCAUUCAAUAAAUACAUGUAUAUACACAUACACACAUUGUAGCUCUUUCCAAAUGCCCCUUCUGAAUGUCCUAAAGGAUACAUGUAAUAGAUACUUUAAUUUUAUCUUUGAUUUAGCAUGACUGCUAUCUUCCUGAUGUCCGUGCUUUUUGGCCUUGCAUGUGGGCAAGCAAUGUCUUUUUGUAUUCCAACUGAGUAUAUGAUGCAUGUCGAAAGGAAAGAGUGUGCUUACUGCCUAACUAUCAACACCACCAUCUGUGCUGGAUAUUGUAUGACACGGGAUUUCAAUGGCAAGCUGUUUCUUCCCAAAUUUGCUCUGUCCCAGGAUGUUUGUACUUAUAGAGACUUCAUGUACAAGACUGUAGAAAUACCAGGAUGCCCACACCAUGUUACUCCUUAUUUCUCCUACCCUGUAGCUGUGAGCUGUAAGUGUGGCAAGUGUGAUACAGACUACAGUGACUGUAUACAGGAGGCCGUCAAGAUGAACUACUGCACCAAACCUCAGAAACCCCAUGUGGUGGGAUUGUCUAUCUAACUUCAAUAGUGAUGUAAUUUGCAAUUUGGUUCAAUAUGUUUACCUGGAAUAAAACUAAUAAAAUAUCAAUAUAUUUC